UCUACCCGUUAGAAAGAAAAACACGGUACAUUACAUUGAUAAAGCUGUGUAUUUACUAUCUAAAAUGCCAAACACCAAAACGACCAAAAGAAAAGAAGUGCCUGAAAAGGAUACAGAGAAUAUCAGAAUACCAUGUGCAGUGUGCGGUGUCACUUUCAAGAAAAUUUCCUAUCUGAAAAUUCAUAGGAAGAAGUAUCAUAAGAAAGUAGAAGAAAAAGCUACAUUUGAGAAGAAAAGUGAAAAUGCAGCUCAAACAAUAAGUGUAGAUACAAGUGAAGACGAAAGUGAUUGGGACGUAGACCCAGACAUCAGUAUUCAAGAUGAUGAAGAUACGGAAAGGGAUGAAAAGGAGAGCAAGGGUGAAAACAGUCAGGAAAGUGAUGAUAGUGAUGGAAGCAGUUUAAGUGAAAGUGAAGUUAAUGUAAUAGGUGCAAAGUCCGAAAUCAAGGAACAGUCAGAAAUAGAAGACAAAGCCCUAAUGAACAAAGAAUUGGAAACACAGAAGCAGUCUGAAGCUAAAGAUAUUAUGAAGGGACGUCUUGAGAGACUAGGAACAAAGCCAAAGAUAUUCGUGCCGAAACGAAAAGCUUUUCCACUGAUGGAGAAAUCCAAGGAGAUGUAUAAGAAGCAAAAAUUUGACAAUACUAUUAAGCCUGAGAAAAGACUACCAGUAGAUAAGCAAACUAACCUUCCUAACGUUGAGAAGAAUGUUAAUAAGAUUAACAUAGAGUGUGAAAUGGCUAUUGAGCAAGACAAUACUGCAGUGCAAGAUAUGUCUGUGAAAUAUGGUUCAAAGAAAGUUUUUCAGAGUUUUGAAAAAGUUAAAGGAAGAAAGUAUGAAAGAGAAGAAACCAUAAACUUAGGUGAUUAUAUACCAGAAGAUAUAAAGAUUGAACCUAGAAACAUUAUCGUUGAAGAAGAAAACGUCAGAGGGAAAAUGUGUAUUUGA
This is a messenger RNA of Mercenaria mercenaria, 949 nucleotides long. RefSeq lists its product as uncharacterized. NCBI's taxonomy places the organism in Eukaryota, Metazoa, Mollusca, Bivalvia, Venerida, Veneridae. The transcript is spliced from 2 exons. The record is from RefSeq and is a predicted model, not a curated record. Bases 65 to 949 code for a protein of 294 amino acids.